AUGCAGACAGGACGCAUCGCCAUGAUCCGUAGCGGUGAAGUGAACAUGAGAUACCUGGUUGUGGUGCCAUUGCACUGCUUUGCCAAGGUAGCUCGCACAAAGUACUUGGGCAUAGAUCCCAUCACUGAUGGUGACCUCAUGUGGAUAGCGGACGAGGCCCUUGCGGCACCGCUCCCUUCCGAGUGGACCGAACACCAUGACAGUGCGGACCGGGUCUUCUACUACAAUGUGCAGACCCACGCCAGCUCGUGGACGCAUCCACUUGAACAGAUGCACCGGGACACGUACAAGUCCAUUGUGCAUUAUCGCAGCGGAGAGGUCUCCAAGGAGGAUCAGGUGACGGAGCUCGAGAGGCUCAAGAGAAAGUGUGACGAUGCGGAGCGAGAGUCCAUCAGAGAUCUUCAGGCGUGGUCAGAACAUACUGACGAAGGAGGUCAGAAGUUCUACUACAACCGCGAGAAACAGGUCAGUGUGUGGACAGAUCCACGACCUGCGCGUUGUCACGCCUUGUACUUGCAGAUGAGAGCGCUCCGGGAUAUGAGCAAGCACUGUGGACAGGCAGUUCCUGGGCUGGGCCCAAUGGAUGAUCCACGCAGAGAUAAGCUUCGAAUUCAGCAGACAUUGGUCAUGGGCAAUGUAGAUCCUUUGGGCAGAAGUACUACGCGCGAUAAAGCAGGUGCAGAGGAUAGCUCCUCUCGAUUAGCAGAUGGCGCAGGGAAGGAUGAGGAAAAGAAAAAGAAGAAGAAGCACAAGGAGGGGAAGCACAAAAAAGAUCCCGGCAACGAGGAGCUUCUAGACCUCACCGAAGAUGGCGAUGGGGACAUAGGAUCUCCGGACAUCUUCAACAAGAAGUCUGGCCUGGAUGUCAAGAAACCCUCUCUAUCUGCGGUGGAGGAGGUGAGACAAGCCCUUGGGGUUGCACCUGGCAGCAGCAAUGCUGGCAGCAGCAAUCAGCAAAGUCCACCCAGCUUGUCCGGCGCUGGUGGCGGACUGCCCAGCAUAAACCAGGGCAGCUUUAGCUCCCGCUUGCCAACCCCACCAGGUGACGGUUUGAGCUCUGUCGGUCGAGCAAAGGUCAGAGCAGGCAUUCGGUUAGAGCCGAUCAAAGGCUAG
Messenger RNA from Symbiodinium natans, 1113 nucleotides. Lineage: Eukaryota; Dinophyceae; Suessiales; Symbiodiniaceae. The record is from the annotation of a GenBank genome assembly.